Messenger RNA from Prunus armeniaca (apricot), 624 nucleotides. The record is from the annotation of a GenBank genome assembly. NCBI's taxonomy places the organism in Eukaryota, Viridiplantae, Streptophyta, Magnoliopsida, Rosales, Rosaceae.
AUGAUUUGCAACCCGAGUAUGGAGAAAGACGUACUCGUUUGCCUCCGGGCCUUGGAAUUUGUCAAGAGCAGAGAAGAGAGAGAAGCCUGCAAGAUAUAUGAAAGUGCUAAAGGGGUAGUUCAGAAUCGUACUCGUCCCGAAGGUUGCAUUGCUGAGCGGUAUAUAGCUGAAGAAGCUGUAGAGUUUUGUACCGAGCAUUUAUCUGAUGUUAGUACAGUUGGAGUGCCUUCAAGCCAAAAGAUGGGAGUUUCAAAGCCAUUAUCAGGUUGCACAGUGAGCGUAGUUGAUCGGGACCUGUUGAACCAAGCACAUCUAUAUGUCUUGGAGAAUACGGAGGAAGUCCUACCUUAUAUCGAGCAACAUAUGAUCCACAUCCAGACCGCUUAUCCAAAAUUUAGAAAGAGAACAAAGUGGCUGCAGGAUAAGCACAAUAGCACUUUCAUUCAAUGGCUACGCUUGAAGGUUCAAAGUGAACUUAAUGAGGACAAUCAUGGCGUAUCAGAAAAUUUAAGGUGGCUAGCAGCUGGUCCAAACAUGGCAGUGCCAUUAUAUAGGAGCUAUCUCAUUAAAGGUAUUAAAUUCAACAUCAAGGCACAAGAUGAUGUGCGGGACAACUCAAAAUAG